AUGCUCGCCACCUGCAUGCUCCUCUUCCUCUGGGCCGCCGUCGUCCUCGCGCGCAUCGGCGCGCCGCCGGCGCGCAUCGCGGUCCGGUUCCUCGACAUGAUCACCGUCGCAGUGCCGCCCGCGCUGCCGGCGUGCCUCACGAUCGCGACGGUGUUCUCCAUCGGCCGCCUGCGCAAGCGGGGCGUGUUUGUGACGGGGCCGCACACGAUCACGGUGGCGGGGCAGCUGGACGUCAUCUGCUUCGACAAGACGGGGACGCUGACGGAGCAGGGGCUGGAGCUGCAGGGCAUCGUGCCGGGCCUGGAGCUGCAGGGCGUCGCGCCGGUGGGGGACGCGGGGGGGAGCUGUGCGUACUAG
Molecule: messenger RNA, 357 nt
Organism: Monoraphidium neglectum
Lineage: Eukaryota; Viridiplantae; Chlorophyta; Chlorophyceae; Sphaeropleales; Selenastraceae
Exons: 2
Coding region: 1-357 (118 amino acids)
Cellular component (GO): membrane
Molecular function (GO): ATP hydrolysis activity; P-type transmembrane transporter activity; ATP binding
Source: RefSeq, a predicted model, not a curated record